This is a messenger RNA of Paramecium pentaurelia, 1394 nucleotides long. The record is from the annotation of a GenBank genome assembly. NCBI's taxonomy places the organism in Eukaryota, Ciliophora, Oligohymenophorea, Peniculida, Parameciidae.
AUGUUUAAGAAAGGUACAAAUAUUCGAGAUCUAUUUGCUGAGAGUGAAAAACCAAUUCAAAUAAUAGUAAAAAGAAGGGCAUCUUAAGAUAGUAUAAGUAAUUCUAAUAUAAUAGUGCCACCAUUGGUGAGUGUGUCACCUAAAUUAAUUGUAUAACCAAAAUUCAGUGUUCAUGUUUCUUAGGCAUAAAUUCAUAGUCCGGAAAGAAAGACUUAUUAUUUAGGAGAGUUGAAGACAACAAAGAGAAAACCUUUACCACAUAGUAAUAGCAUAACGAUUAAGGUAGCAGUAGUUAUAAUUAAGAUUAAGAAUACAAAUUUAAGUACAACGUUGACAACUAAUCAAUAUAAUAGUUAUGUUGGAAAGAUUAAUUUUACAUUAAAAUUUGUAAUAGGAUGGGGAGGAUUUGGUAAAGUUUGGAAAGUAGAACACAAACGAUCUAGAUAAAUCUUUGCUAUGAAAGAAUUAUAAAAAGCCAAGUAAAUAAAAUUGAGGACUUAGAAUUUUAGGCAAGAACUCAGUAAAAUCUGUAAUAAAUGAGAAGAAUUUACUUUCUAAGUUAAAACAUCCAUUUAUAGUAAACAUUGUGGCUGCAUUUUAAGAUAGAGAAACAUUAUAUUUAGUAAUGGAUUACUUAUCAGGAGGAGAUCUUAGAUUUCAUUUGAUAUUAAACAAAUAAUUUAAAGAAGAUCAAAUAAGUAAAUUAUAAUAUAUAAAGAAAAUAAGAAUUUUUUAUUGGUUGUUUGAUAUUAGGAUUAGAAUAUAUGCAUAGUAAUUAGAUUAUCCAUAGAGAUUUAAAACCAGAAAAUCUUGUAUUUGAUUAAUCAGGUUACUUAAGAAUAACAGAUUUAGGUAUAGCUAGAGUGCAUAAAUUGGAUAAUCAUAAUGAAACAAGUGGUACUCCUGGUUAUAUGGCACCUGAAGUUUUGUUACGUUAGAAUCAUUCUUAUGGUGUUGAUUAUUUUGCUUUAGGAGUAAUGACUUAUGAGAUGAUUACAGGCAAAAGACCAUAUAUAGGUAGAUCUCGUAAGGAAGUAAGAGAUGAAAUACUUGGUAGAUAAGUAUAAUUGAGUUAAAAAGAAUGUCCAAAUUAUUCACCAUCUAUUAUUGAUUUUACAAAUAAAUUAAUAUAGAGAAAAUAAUCUUUAAGAUUGGGAAUAGGAGGAAUAUCUUAAUUGAAGGAUCAUCCAUGGUUUAAUGGUUUUGAUUGGAUUAGUUUGUAUAAUAAAAAGAUGGCAGCUCCAUAUUUACCUAAAUGUGAAGAAUACAAUAGGAAAUUACAAUAAGGACAUUAAGAAUCAGAUAAAACUUUGAUUGAGGAAUUUACAAAAUAAUUGAGAAUAAAGGAAGUGUAGUAAUAAUUUGAUGGAUACACAUAUAUUCAUUCCUAAUGA